Bursaphelenchus xylophilus (pine wood nematode) is the source of this 2036-nucleotide messenger RNA. The record is from the annotation of a GenBank genome assembly. Lineage: Eukaryota; Metazoa; Nematoda; Chromadorea; Rhabditida; Aphelenchoididae.
AUGGCGCUGCUCUUAAUCUUGCUUUCUUGUAUUGUUUCCGUGGCCCAGGGAUAUAGGGGUUCGGAUAGUGUCAUCGAGAACCUGAAGCGUGCCCACCCCGAGCGUAGAUACGAGGAGAUUCAAGCUGGCGACUUUUCGACUUAUCUUGUGAUCAAACAGGUACCGAAUGACCCACACAAAAUGCAUAUAUUAAGAGGUAGGCGUGCGCUUAGUUUGUAAAUGUUUCAGUACAUAAAUCUCAAAGCUUUGACGCCAUGUCGACACCUCUGGACAUCUAUCACCCGCCCGUAAGUACCACCCGCGUGCCUGCCGAAAACUAACUUCAGGGAGGACAGGCGUUGAUGUUUUAUCCGAUGAUGAGAGAGAUGAAAUAUUCGGACUACAUUUUUGAGAUUGCCGCGGAAAAGCGUCUAAAGUUAUAUGUAAUUUCGACGUAAGUCAGUUUAGGUGUCAUCUGCAAGAGGAGGGGUUUCCGUAGGGAAACCCCUCCUCUUGCAGAAUUACAACCGCACUUUAGAAAAUGAUUCUUACUUUUGUGGGUGCCAAUAUAAGAUGUGUGAUAUUGAGAAAUGAUGUGCCAAGGGUUUUGUUUUAAAGUUUUCCGUGUUUUGGAAGACAGAUGCAGAAAAACCAAAUUUUCGUACUUUUCUUUGUCUAGCCUAGUCAAAACACAGAAUAGCAAUAACUAAUGUUUAUUCACGUUUCCUGAGGCUUCAAUCAAACGGCCGGGAACCCUCCGGGCAAGCUUUUCAAACGUAACCUGGCCUGUCUUGUCCCUGAAUUGGAAAACGGCAGAUUUCCGCUCAGGUAGACCGUUGGGCCCAAGUUGUGAGGAACUUUCUGGUCGACUCGGAAGUUUGGUUUUUUCAACUUUUUCCAAAUUGUGCAAAUUUCUUGAAAUACAUUUUCGGCACAUCAUUUCGACUACAUACACUGAUGCGUUUACCGCCAAAUAUAACACAUUUCUAUUGAAAACCAUGAAAGUUACAAUGACUCACACAGCUUGGGUAUAACAAGGUUACAAAUUUGUUAUUCGUCUAUGUAUAUAUAUAUAUAAUUUUUGCACUGUGCACACUUUCAAAUAUCUUUACAUUUUGGCUAUAUAUUUCCCUAGUUGAACCUUUGCCUUUGCAGUGGACAAAUCUGUACAUGGGCUUAUAUCCCAGGUUGGAAAAAUGACCGUAACAGAGCGCACUCCUUCAUAAUGGGCGACUACGUGAGCCUGGGCUUUGAUACGUUCGUCCGGAUCUCGGAUCUUAUUAACCAUUGUGAUGCAAGUGUUCCGCCUUUGCCCGUUGUUAAUUUCGCCCGAAUACCGGAAGAAGGCCGCGUCCGCCUACCCGGCGUAUCCGACAUACAAAAUCAGUGCUGGGUAAGUUACCUCGUGCUCAGAAAAUUUUGUAGAAAAACUCAAACACGUCACUCUAUUGCACGAACCAGGUCGACAGCGGAGAAAUCGGUAAAUUGACCUUAGUGCCAAGGGAAAGACCUGUGUAUAAAAUGGGUGAUCUGACUGUAUACGCAUUUUGUUGCGAAGCCUACGACUGUUAUGAUGCAGGAGAUCACCGCUGUGUAUACGUCGUUUACGAUUCCUUGACCGGGUAAUUGUGCGAUCUUAAGCUCUGACUUUGUUUAGAAUUGACUUUGUUAUCAGAGACGGGAUUGAAUGGACCACAGACACCACACGAAAUCCAGUAUUUCUUAUGCCACUUAUUGUCGGGAACGAUCCUUUCAUAGAACGGAGAAAGUCGUUUACAACAACAACAACGACAACUACCACUACUACUACCACGACUACGACCACAACAACGACAACUACCACUACUACUACCACUGCUACCACUAUUACUACCACCACCACCAGACCAACUACUCUUACCACUAAACCAACAACUCCGCUUACCACAAAAGGAACAGACAAAACGGCUUCUCCUACGGUUACCAACGCAACUGCCGACAAUGAAACGAAGAGCCCAUGUUGCCCCUGUCCGUCAUGCCAAAACUUUGCAUUAAUUUUUGGCGGUUUCUUUGGCUAA